Messenger RNA from Cucumis sativus (cucumber), 2701 nucleotides. RefSeq names its product kinesin-like protein KIN-7N. Bases 69 to 2549 code for a protein of 826 amino acids. Lineage: Eukaryota; Viridiplantae; Streptophyta; Magnoliopsida; Cucurbitales; Cucurbitaceae. The transcript has 17 exons. Gene Ontology annotation, molecular function: microtubule binding; ATP binding; microtubule motor activity. Gene Ontology annotation, biological process: microtubule-based movement. The record is from RefSeq and is a predicted model, not a curated record.
AAUCCCGCUCAGAUCAGCCCUAGAUCAGAGAGGGAAAGAGAGUUCAUUGACACACAGAGAGCUCGAAUAUGGAGAAAAUAUGCGUUGCUGUUCGAUUGAGACCAUCUGUGUCUCAAGAUUCACUCCAUGGAAUGUAUUGGAAGAUUGACCACAAUCGAAUUUCGCUUCACAGACCUCACGGCACACCAAUCUCCGGCAAUUCAUAUGCUUUUGAUCAUGUGUUGGAUGAAAGUUGUACCAACGGCAGUGUUUAUGAACUCGUUGUUCGGGAUAUCAUCCAUGCUGCAGUUGAAGGUUUUAAUGGAACUGCUUUCGCUUAUGGACAGACCAGCAGUGGAAAAACUUUCACCAUGAAUGGUUCUGAAACCGACGCCGGAGUUAUUCACAGAGCAGUGAAAGACGUGUUCGAAAAAAUUCACGCGACGUCAGAUCGAGAAUUUCUGAUUAGAGUUUCUUACAUGGAAAUUUAUAACGAGGAAAUCAAUGAUCUAUUUGCCGUUGAGAACAAUAAAUUGCCAAUUCAUGAGAGCUUGGAGCGCGGGAUAUUUGUUGCCGGUCUCAAGGAGGAAAUUGUCAGUAAUGUUGAUCAAGUAUUAAAGCUCAUCAAGCAGGGUGAAGUAAACAAACACUUUGGUGAAACAAAUAUGAAUGCGAGGAGCAGUAGGUCACACACGAUAUUCAGAAUGGUAAUUGAAAGCAAGGGGAAGGAAAUUGGUGAAAAUUUGAGUGCGGAUUCAAUACGCGUUUCUGUAUUGAAUUUGGUAGACCUAGCGGGGUCUGAGCGUAUUGCUAAGACUGGGGCUGAAGGAACACGUUUGAAAGAAGGGAAGCAUAUCAAUAAGAGUUUAAUGAUUCUUGGGAAUGUUAUUAAUAAGUUAAGCGAGGGGGUUAGGCAGAGAGGGCACAUUCCCUAUCGAGACAGUAAGCUAACGCGCAUACUUCAACCAGCUCUGGGUGGCAAUGCUAAAACUUCAAUAAUAUGCACCAUAGCUCCAGAAGAGGUACAUAUAGAGGAAACAAAAGGAACUCUUCAGUUUGCUAGCAGAGCGAAGCGGAUCACCAAUUGUGUUCAAGUGAAUGAGAUUUUGACAGAUGCAGCGUUAUUGAAGCGUCAAAAUCAAGAGAUAGAGGAACUGCGUAAAAAACUUCAGGGAUCACAUGCGGAAGUACUUGAGCAGGAGGUUUUGAAAUUAAGGAACGAUUUAUUGAAGUUUGAACUUGAGCGUGAGAAGUUGCAAAUGGAACUUCAAGAGGAAAGGAACUCACAUAAAGAACGCGAUCAACGUAUCAGGGAGCAGCAGAUGAAAAUAGAAAGUCUCAAUAAUCUUGUCAAUCUUUCGGAGUCUCUACAAAGCUCCAAUCAAAGUCGAGAACAAGAUUCUGUGAAAAACACUCAAAGGGAAGAUUUUGGUGGUAGUUGUAAUAAAAGCCACGAAGAUGGAUUUGUAACACCUUGUUUCAAGGCACCUCCUAAUGCCUUUGUUGCCAAGCGAUCUGAUUACUCUAUCCCUCCUGAGUUUAGUCCUCUUCCAGAUGCUUUCAGUAAUGUUGCAGAUGAAGAUGCUUGGUUGAAAUUGAAUAAAGGUUUUGUAGCGGACCUUGAUUCACUUCAAACGACUCCUGCAAGAAAAGUGCAAUCGUUUCCAUUCAAUGAAAUAACUCCUGGUCAGGGUCUCACCAAUGAGAAUCAUAAACAAGAAAUUCAAAAUCUUGAGAGACAACUAGAGCAUGCCAUCAUGGAGAAAAAUAAACUUCAGGAAAAGCAUGAGGAGCAAAUUCUUGUGAACAAGAAAGUAAUGGCAGAGAUAUCAGAGAUUAAACAAAAACAACGAGUAAUCGAGGAACUUCAGGAAAAGUUUUCCAAUUCUUUGGCAAUGUGCAAAGAAGUUUACAUGGAAAUCCGAUCUUCUCUCCAGAGUGCCAAAGAUGACGAGAACCCCUCAACAAAAAAAAUUCUAUCAAGCACCAGUGAAAUUGGAACGUGUCUUUUUACUACUCUGGAGGCUCAUCUAUCUACCGCCAUCAAUGAUUCACUUAUUCAAGAACAAUAUGACGUACUUCGUGGGAGCAUAAACAACAUAAUGGAAUCCCUUGUGUUAUCAGAAACAUCAAAGGGGUGUGCUGAAGAUGACUUUUUGAAGGAAAGUUUGAGUAUUGAACUUGAUGAUGUUAAGGAAAGAUGCCACGGCCUUGAGAAAGAGCUAGAUUCCAACAACCAACGUUUGGAACUAUCCAAGCAACAAAAUGACAACUUAGAAAGAGAGUUGAAACUUAUGAAAGAUGAAAGAGAUUCUUUACGUAAAAUGGUGUCAGAAUGUAUUCAAAAGCUAGAGAUGGAGAAAGAUCUGAAAGAAAGUGCAUUAAAGGAACUGAACAGUGAAGUCCAGAGACGAAGAGAUUUAGGAGAAGGAAUUAAGCGAUUUAGUGCAGCAUUUGCCUCUCGACACAAGUCAUUCAUGUCAUUCAACAGUGAGAUAAUGUCCAAAACUGAGGAGUUGAGGACUAAUAAUUGGGUUGUUGUUCCUGUUCCCAAAUCUCUUGGGGGUUGAAAAUUUGCUCAUUGCUUUUUAAUUAUUGAAUUUGUGGAUGUUUGUUUAUCGUGUGUUGUAUAAUGUCUCCGGUACAAGAAACUCCAAACGAAUUGAACUGAUCAUUCACCUCCUUGGAUUAUGAAUGAAAUAUAUAUUUGUAUUGAUCUCAA